UUGAUACUCUCUCUGUCUUACUCUCCCUUCGACGGUCGACCCCAUUGUCAGGGCAAAGCUCAACCCCAGGAAUUUUCACUCCAAAUCAUUACUGCGUGCCUGACUCAGCAUCCCUCCACGUGUCCCUCCCUCCCUCCACUAACACUGAACUGAACAGUGAACAGACACGCCCAACUGCCUCAAUUCCCGCUUCCUCUGCUCUUCUGUCUCCCCCACGAACAUAUAACCUCGGAAGCAGAACAAGAGCAAGAAAGAAGGGGAAGAAGGAGGAGAGGAGGAGGAGGAGGAGGCGUAGUGAAGGGAAAGGUGGAAGCUUUACUCGAAGAGGAGGCAGCAGAUCAUUUCUCCUUGGUACCCUUUUGUGCAUUGUUACCGGUUGUGUCGAUUGUGCAGUUGUUUUUUUCCCAGUUGAAGUAGCGGCAGCAGCAGGGGAUUUUAAUGGCGUCCCUGCUGUCUUCUCCCUUCACAUUGCCGGCCUCCAAGGCCGAUCAGCUCUCCUCAAUCUCCCAGAAGCAUUACUUCCUCCACUCGUUCCUCCCCAGGCGGGCCCGCGUCCAGAGCCCCGCUAAGUCCCCUGUAAGUGUGAGGUGCGCCGUCGUGGGCAAUGGCCUCUUCACCCAAACCACCCCCGAGGUCCGGAGGAUCGUGCCCGACGGCGACCGGAACCUCCCGACCGUGAAGAUCGUGUACGUGGUCCUCGAGGCCCAGUACCAGUCAUCCCUCUCCGAGGCCGUCCUUGCCCUCAACAAGAACCGGAGGUACGCCUCGUUCGAGGUUGUGGGGUACUUGGUCGAGGAGCUUCGGGAUGAGAACACGUACAAGACGUUCUGCAAGGACCUCGAGGAUGCGAACAUCUUCAUCGGGUCGCUCAUCUUCGUGGAGGAGCUCGCGCUGAAGGUGAAGGCCGCGGUGGAGAAGGAGAGGGACAGGCUCGACGCGGUCCUUGUAUUCCCUUCAAUGCCUGAGGUGAUGAGGCUGAACAAGCUGGGAUCAUUCAGCAUGUCCCAGCUCGGGCAGUCGAAGAGCCCCUUCUUCCAGCUCUUCAAGAAGAAGAAAUCGUCCGCCGGGUUCGCCGACAGCAUGCUGAAGCUCGUGAGGACGCUGCCAAAGGUCCUCAAGUACCUCCCCAGCGACAAGGCCCAGGACGCCCGGCUUUAUAUAUUGAGUCUCCAGUUUUGGCUCGGUGGAUCCCCUGAUAACUUGCAGAACUUUCUGAAGAUGAUCUCGGGGUCUUAUGUUCCGGUCCUCAAGGGGACAAAGGUUGAGUACUCUGACCCGGUCCUGUUCCUGGACAGCGGGAUUUGGCACCCUCUGGCCCCCUGUAUGUACGAUGACGUUAAGGAAUACUUGAAUUGGUACGGGGCUCGCAAGGACGCAAAUGAGAAGCUCAAGGGGCCUGAUGCUCCUAUCAUCGGGCUGGUCCUGCAGAGGAGCCACAUUGUUACAGGAGAUGAUAGCCACUAUGUGGCCGUGAUCAUGGAGCUGGAGGCAAGAGGGGCUAAGGUGAUACCAAUCUUUGCGGGUGGGCUCGACUUUUCCGGGCCAGUGGAGAAGUUCCUGAUUGACCCUGUGACUAAGAAGCCAAUGAUCAACUCGGUGAUUUCCUUAACUGGAUUCGCCCUCGUCGGAGGACCGGCAAGGCAGGACCACCCGAGGGCAGUGGAGGCACUGAUGAAGCUCGAUGUACCUUAUCUGGUGGCUCUGCCUUUGGUGUUCCAAACCACCGAGGAGUGGCUCAACAGUACCUUGGGGCUCCACCCAAUUCAGGUGGCUCUUCAGGUUGCCCUCCCUGAACUCGAUGGCGGCAUGGAGCCUAUUGUGUUUGCAGGUCGGGAUCCUCGAACUGGAAAAUCGCAUGCUCUUCACAAGAGGGUCGAGCAGCUCUGCACCCGCGCAAUCAGAUGGGCGGAGCUGAAGAGGAAGUCCAAGGUGGAGAAGAGGCUUGCUAUCACUGUCUUCAGCUUCCCCCCAGACAAGGGGAAUGUAGGGACUGCUGCCUACUUGAACGUGUUUGCCUCUAUCUUCUCUGUCCUGAAAGACCUCCAGAGGGACGGGUACCAUGUAGAGGGCCUCCCAGAGAAAGCCGAAGACCUUAUUGAGGACGUUCUCCAUGACAAGGAGGCCCAGUUUAGCAGUCCAAACCUGAACGUUGUCUACAAGAUGGGGAUUCGGGAGUACCAAAAGCUCACUCCAUAUGCCAUGGCACUGGAAGAGAACUGGGGCAAACCUCCUGGCAAUUUGAACUCUGAUGGGGAGAACCUGUUGGUUUAUGGGAAACAGUACGGGAACAUCUUCAUCGGGGUUCAACCUACGUUUGGGUAUGAGGGAGAUCCCAUGAGGCUGCUUUUCUCAAAGUCGGCGAGCCCACAUCAUGGUUUUGCCGCUUACUACUCCUUUGUGGAGAAGAUCUUCAAGGCCGAUGCAGUCCUCCACUUUGGGACCCAUGGUUCUCUCGAGUUUAUGCCUGGGAAGCAAGUGGGAAUGAGUGAUGUCUGCUAUCCAGAUAGUCUCAUUGGGAACAUCCCGAAUGUUUACUAUUAUGCUGCUAACAACCCCUCCGAGGCCACCAUUGCUAAGCGCCGGAGCUAUGCUAACACAAUCAGCUACUUGACCCCACCAGCAGAGAAUGCGGGGCUUUACAAGGGGCUGAAGCAGCUGAGUGAGCUAAUCUCAUCUUACCAGUCGCUCAAGGACACUGGACGUGGCCCGCAAAUUGUGAGCUCAAUCAUCAGUACUGCAAGGCAAUGCAAUCUCGAUAAGGAUGUGGAACUUCCUGAGGAAGGGGAGGAGAUCUCAGCAAAGGAACGGGAUCUUGUCGUCGGGAAGGUUUACUCCAAGAUCAUGGAAAUUGAGUCGAGGCUCCUGCCUUGCGGGCUCCAUGUGAUCGGUGAGCCCCCGUCAGCAAUGGAGGCAGUUGCCACACUUGUCAACAUUGCGGCCCUCGAUCGUCCUGAGGAUGGGAUAUCUUCACUUCCAUCCAUUUUAGCUGAGACUGUCGGAAGAAAAAUUGAGGAUGUCUAUAGAGGGAGUGACAAGGGUAUUUUAAAAGAUGUGGAGUUGCUUCGUCAGAUCACUGAAGCAUCCCGUGGUGCCAUCUCAGCCUUUGUGGAGCGGACUAUCAACAAGAAGGGCCAGGUUGUGGACGUGGCUGAUAAGCUGACCUCGAUCCUUGGAUUCGGGAUAAAUGAGCCAUGGAUCCAGUACAUGUCCGACACCAAGUUUUACAGAGCUGACAGGGAGAAACUGAGGGUGUUGUUCGAGUUUCUUGGGGAGUGCCUGAAGCUUGUAGUAGCCGAUAACGAGCUUGGCAGCUUAAAGCAAGCCCUUGCGGGUAAAUAUGUAGAACCAGGGCCUGGUGGGGACCCAAUUAGGAACCCGAAGGUGUUGCCGACUGGAAAGAACAUCCAUGCGCUGGACCCACAGGCCAUUCCGACCACAGCAGCAAUGCAGAGUGCGAAGAUCGUGGUGGAUCGGCUGAUUGAGCGGCAGAAGGCUGACAAUGGAGGAAAAUAUCCCGAGACUGUAGCACUCGUGCUGUGGGGAACCGACAACAUCAAAACCUACGGUGAGUCUUUGGCCCAGGUGUUGUGGAUGAUCGGUGUUAGGCCGGUUGCAGAUACCUUUGGCCGAGUCAACCGGGUCGAACCAGUCAGCCUUGAAGAGCUUGGGAGGCCCAGGAUCGAUGUCGUGGUUAACUGCUCUGGGGUCUUCAGAGACCUCUUCAUCAAUCAGAUGAACUUGCUCGACCGGGCAGUGAAGAUGGUGGCGGAACUCGACGAGCCCGAAGAUCAGAACUAUGUGAGGAAGCAUGCACUCGAGCAGGCGAAAGCACUUGGAAUCGAGGUCAGGGAGGCUGCCACUCGGGUCUUCUCGAAUGCGUCGGGCUCCUACUCCUCGAACAUAAACCUCGCAGUCGAGAACUCAUCAUGGAAUGAUGAGAAGCAGCUCCAGGACAUGUACCUGAGCAGGAAGUCAUUCGCAUUUGACUCGGAUGCUCCUGGAGCAGGAAUGACUGAGAAGAGGAAGGUCUUCGAGAUGGCCCUGAGCUCUGCUGAUGCCACUUUCCAGAACCUUGACUCUUCCGAGAUCUCUCUCACUGAUGUGAGCCAUUACUUCGAUUCUGACCCAACAAAUCUGGUUCAGAACUUGAGGAAGGACGGGAAGAAACCGAGCGCUUACAUUGCUGAUACCACGACGGCGAAUGCUCAGGUGAGAACUCUUUCUGAGACUGUGAGGCUUGAUGCCCGCACCAAGUUGCUGAACCCGAAGUGGUACGAGGGAAUGAUGUCGAGCGGGUAUGAAGGAGUUCGUGAGAUCGAGAAGAGGCUUACAAACACAGUUGGGUGGAGUGCCACAUCUGGACAGGUGGACAACUGGGUGUACGAGGAGGCAAACUCGACUUUCAUUCAGGAUGAGGAAAUGCUCAACAGGCUCAUGAACAAAAAUCCGAACUCCUUCCGGAAACUAGUGCAGACUUUCUUGGAAGCAAACGGCCGCGGGUACUGGGAGACUUCAGAGCAGAACAUUGAGAAGUUGAGGCAGCUUUACUCCGAAGUGGAAGACAAGAUCGAAGGGAUCGAUCGGUAAAUAGUAUCCAGAACAGAGAUUGAAGCUGUUAAUGUGCAGUUUUUAGCAGAGAUAUCGAACUUUUGCUGAUUUUAUUGAGCCCCCCCCCCUGUCAGGAUGAUUGAUGGAUGUAAAUUUUCGGGGGAGAACUUGUAACACGAACACGAAGCUUUCGAACAACUUUCCCCGUGUAAUCUUAUUCAUCUCAGAGGUUGCUCUU
Molecule: messenger RNA, 4786 nt
Organism: Punica granatum (pomegranate)
Lineage: Eukaryota; Viridiplantae; Streptophyta; Magnoliopsida; Myrtales; Lythraceae
Source: RefSeq, a predicted model, not a curated record